Messenger RNA from Bicyclus anynana (squinting bush brown), 2129 nucleotides. Its product is annotated as venom acid phosphatase Acph-1. NCBI's taxonomy places the organism in Eukaryota, Metazoa, Arthropoda, Insecta, Lepidoptera, Nymphalidae. The record is from RefSeq and is a predicted model, not a curated record. Bases 261 to 1496 code for a protein of 411 amino acids. Gene Ontology annotation, biological process: dephosphorylation. The transcript is spliced from 10 exons. Gene Ontology annotation, molecular function: phosphatase activity.
AGUCAAUCAUCUGAGCGUCAGGUCGCAACGACCGUGAAUCUGGCGGCGGCGGGCGUCCCGUGUCGAUCUCAGUGGGGCAUCACUUCGCGUGUAGUGCACUUCCGGCGCGGCGUCCGCUCCGCACACGGGAAGCCGAUCUGUCGCACCCAUUGUGCUGUGUAAUGAUACGGACUUAGACUUUUAGGAUGCUUUGCAAAAAGUGAGCGAGGCACGAGCCAGUAUAGGACUGCAAUGUAGAGUUGCCAGUCCGGCGGAGGAAAAUGAAAGAGGGCGGUCGCGAGGAGGAGCCGACCAGCGCGCCGGACGCGGCGGCCGGCAUGCGCACCGAGCACACGUGUUGCUGUCUCGGCGUGUUGGUGGGCGUCUCACUCAUCGCCGCCCUCGUAGCCGUGAUACUGAUGAAGGACAGCACCGUCGAGCUGACGGUACUGCGACAAGUGCACGUGCUAAUGUCACACGGGGAGCGAACACCCAGCGAACGGGAGCUGGAGAUGUUGGGAGCGCCGCCGCCGGACCACGUGUUUGUUCCGUACGGCGCAGGAGCUUUGACUAAUGAAGGAAAGCUGCUGACAUUCGAAAUGGGCGCAUUACUUAGAAAAAGAUAUAACGAUUUCUUGGGACUUCUUUACGAAGCUGAGAAAAGCAUAGUGAUAGCAUCGGACACAGAUCUCAGCAAAAUGACGGCUUUGCUGAUAUCCGCGGGCCUGUGGCCGCCGCCGCUGGAGCAGAUGUGGAAUGACUCAAUGAGCUGGCAACCCGUGCCUUACACAUAUCCGCCACGGCAUGAAGACUAUCUGCUGUAUGAAGAAAACUGCCCGCGAUAUAGUCAAGAAAAGCAGAGGCUGUUUAAGGCAUUCUCAGAAGAAGGGCUACUUAUUCCGUAUCGAGAUCUCUUUCAUAAAAUUGCGCAUAUGACUGGCACUAACUUUAGUACGCCACAAGACGCUUAUAAUUUAAAUAAUCUAUUCGUUAUACAGGACGAUAUAAAGGUUGCCAAUCCGAAAUGGGCCAAACAUGUUAAAAGAAAGCUAAUGGACGUGGCUAGGCUGGAGUACACAAUGAUGUUCCAUAACAAUCUUCUAAGAAAACUAAGCGGUGGAGCACUUCUACAGCAAAUAAUCAAAGAAGCAGUACUAAACACGAGGGACUCUUCGAGCCCCAAGGUGAUAGUUCGCAUCGGCACGCCGGUCUCGGUAGCGGCGCUACUGGCGGCCUGCGUGGCGCCCCCGCCUCGCCUGCCUGACCCCGGGGCCGCUCUGCUGUUCGAACUACACGAGAAACUACCUUCCGGCCAAGGGAAGAAUCAGAAAGCUUUGAGUCAUGGACAGAGAUUUGGUUUUAAAAUUUACUACUGGGAUGACGACUCAGCAGAACCUCGACUGAUGGAGGUACCAGGAUGCAAUGCACUGUGUCCGCUGGACACUUUUACCGAAAUCACGAAAUACAUAGUGUCGUACGACUACAAGACGGACUGUACAUUAGUUCCUGUUGCUUAGCACAGCGAUAACACCUUCAGCAUUUAAUAAACUGGUGAACUUUUUCUCUCAUUCUGUUACUAGUAAUUUGCCAUUCGAGAGAAGAAGACAGAGGUAACCGGAUGCAACACACUGUGUCCGCUAGACACCUUCUCUGAAAUUACGAAAUACACAGUGUCGUAUGACAAAACGGACUGUACAUUAGCUUCAGCGGCUUAUCACAGUGUUAACACCUUAUUAAUAAGAGUUUUAUAAACAAGUGAACGUUUACUCUCCUUCUAUUAUUAGUAAUUUGUCAUUUGAUAAAAGAAAAAGAAGACCGAGGUACACCAAUGCAACACACUGUGUCCGCUGGACAUUUUAACACUGCAUUAAUAAGCGUUUUAUAAACAUGUUAUUGGUUUCUCUUUCUUUAUCUAGUGAUUUGAUAUUCGAAGGAAAAAGACAACUACUGUUUAACUAUCUAUAUAACUAGUUUAUAACGUUUAUGAACAAGUGUUAGUGUUUAGUUUGAAGUAAUUUUAAAGAAUAGAGAAAUUGCACUUUCGCGUGUAUGGCACAUAAUACGAACAAUUAUAAAAGUGAUUACUGUGGUAUAUAAUUAUAAGCGUUGUGUUAGAUGUUGUUCGAAUUUUUAAUAUAAAAAAAAUAAAA